CAGGCUGGAGUCCGGUGGCAUGAUCUCAGCUCGCUGCAACCACUGCCUCCCAGGUUCAAGCAGUUCUCCUGCCUCAGCUUCCCAAGUCCAGUCUAUCAUUCUGGGAGUUUUUCUGGUCUCAUUCCUCUUGACCAUCCUAACUGAAUUUUCUGAAUCUAAGCAUUUGAAGUUUCUCCAGGAGGACGUGAAAAUAUCAACAUUAACAGCAGUUUGGAAGAAGAUGAUUCCAACUCUCAUGGAUGACUUUGCAGGGCUCAAAACUUCACUGGAGGAAGGAACUGCAGAGGUGGUGGAAGUAGCAAGAUAACUAGAAUUAGAAGUGGAAACUGAAGAUGUGACUGAAUUGCUGCAAUUUCAUAAUAAAACUGGAAAGGAUGAGGAGUUGCUUUUUAUGGAUGAGCAAAGAAAGUGAUUUUUUGAGAUGGACUCUACUCCUGGUGAGGAUGCUACAAAUGUUGUUGAGAUGAUAACAAAAGAUUUAGAACAGUACAUAAACUUAGAUGAUAAAGCAGUGGCAGGGAUUAAGAGGAUUGACUUCAAUUCUGAAAGAAUUUCUACAGUAAGUAAAAUGCUAUCAAACAGCAUUGCAUGCUACAGAGAAAUCUGUCAUGAAAGAAAGAGUCGAUGUAGCAGACUUCAUCGUUGUCUUAUUUUAGAAAUUUUCUUAGCCACCACCCUGAUUAGUCAGCAACCAUCAACAUCCAGGCAGGGCUGGGUAUGGUAGCUCACAUGUGUAGUCCCAGCAUUUUUUCAGGCCAACA
Rhinopithecus roxellana (golden snub-nosed monkey) is the source of this 761-nucleotide messenger RNA. Its product is annotated as tigger transposable element-derived protein 1-like. Lineage: Eukaryota; Metazoa; Chordata; Mammalia; Primates; Cercopithecidae. The coding region runs from base 20 to 307 and encodes 95 amino acids. The record is from RefSeq and is a predicted model, not a curated record. The transcript is spliced from 3 exons.